AUGGCUGCCCCACAUUCAAGACACCGAAGUCGCCGACUCAACAUCUCACUCACACAUACACAGCAACCGACUACAACGCCAAUGACCGAACCAACGAACGCGACUGACUCAAGAACCUCAAGUGCAACGCCAGGUCGUACGCGCGUAGCGCGUGUCGCAUGUAAAGCAUGUCAUGCGCGGCGAGUUAAAUGCGACGCCGCGGAUAGCCAACCCUGCUGGCAUUGUCGUACGCGUGGUACAGAAUGCGAAUUGAUAGAGUCGAAGCGUGGAAAAUAUACAAGACGGAGUAAUGCACAAUCCCGACAAAGGCGCUCAUCUAGGCGCGUGCAACAAACCGAAAGUCCAGCUCCUGAUGCAGAUGGAACCACCAGUGUUGAGAGUAUCGCUGCCGCAACUCAGAAUGAUGAAAAUGAGCAGCGUCAAAUCAGAGAAUCAGAUACCACACAGAAUACUCAACAACAACCCCUACCAAAUCUGACCCAAGCCAAAGACCGAUCUUUCUUUCUCGGCGACUCGAGUAGUCUAUCCUACAUCAUAGAACUGAUAUGUGCCCCAAGGAGUGGCAUCAGUGAGCCAGUCAAGGUGCAUUAUCCGAUUCCAGCAUCGAUAGCGGAAAGGGCAGUGACUCCAAGUCGGCUCCAAAUCGAACCACUGCGCCUACGGGACGCUCUAACACUUCCAUCAAGGGAAAUAUCCGACCGUCUUGUCUAUGUGUUCUUCGUUAUAGUGCACCCUCCUUGGCCAGUUGUCGACAGAAAGUCAUUCCUACAGGCCUACCGAGAGGAUGAAGCAUCGCCGCUGCUGUUGCAUGCCAUGUUCCUCGUGACUUUCAUCUUUUGUGACGAGAACCUUAUUCAAGAUGCUGGAUUCACUGAUCGUGCCGCGGCACGUAAAUAUCACUACCUCCGCGCCAAGACUCUGUACGAUGUUGAUCAUGAGACUGAUCGAGAUAUACUGGCUGCUUCGCUUCACCUUCUAGGAUUUUGGUGGAAUGGACCAGAUGACCAGAAAGAUGCAUGGUAUUGGUCAGGUUGUGCAACAUCAUAUGCCCAGUCACUAGGCUUACAUCGCUCGACAGUUACUUCCAGGUUUAGUCCGGAGAAAAGGGCACUGCGGAAACGUAUAUGGUGGUCUAUAUACACGCGAGAUCGACAUACAGCUGCAUGUCUGGGCAAGCCAUGCAGAAUCCGAGAUGAUGACUGCGACAUUGAACCUGUCACCGAGGCUGACCUCUACUUUGACGAUGUAAUCGACGAUCCUCUUAUACCGCCUCAAAAGGAAUACCACACAGCGUUCUUCAUCGAGAUGCGCAAGGCUGCUGAAAUUCUGGGGGACAUUGUCAUUGGGGAAUUUAGUCCUCGCCGUCUUGCACUGGAACAGUAUGAAGUGCCUAACCUGAAAGCAAGGCUUGAGCAAUGGGAGUCGCAGUUACCAAAGUGCAUGCAAAAGCAACCACUUGAUGAGACGUUGGGGGCGGCAUUCUGGGCUACUCAAUUACAGAUGGCCUACCAGAACUAUUUCAUCCUUUUGUUCCGACCCAAAGUAAUCGACGACAUGUCACCAGCGGAAGCUGAAAGAGACAAGACAGCGCGAGCUGCGGCUGACUAUAUCACUCGCAUGACAGAAGAUCUGAUCGCUGUCGGGACAUUACGCUAUACCCAAAUGCAUACUAUCCCAGCCGUCUUUGGAGCCCUCUCUAUCCACACACUCGUCAUCUGUCGAAAGGACCCCAUUCGUCGACAACUAGCAGGCAACAAAUCGCGACAAUGCAUUCUCGCACUCAGUGAAAUGGCAAAGUCAUGGCCCAUUGGUCUAUGGAUAACGAAGCUGUUUGUGAAUCUCUUGAGACGACUCACAGGCCAGGGGUCAGCCAUAUCCGCGGGAUCAAUAGUUGAUGUAACGUCUCGCAUUGCAAAUACAACCCGCGGUAAUGAGGGUCCCGCUUUGGAACCUUCACGAGUCAGCGCAUCACAAAACCCGGAUGAUAGGAUCAAUGGGUUCAGUCAACAGAAUAAUACGGCGCUUGGCUUCUUUGACAAUACUAACGGUCCAGGGAUGGGAGAGCAGCAGACAGCUAAUAUGUUGCAACAGCCUGCUGAUGAGUUUGGAUUUGGCUCAUUUUGGUCUGAGGAUACCAUCGACGUCGAUUUAUUGCUUCAGAAUGGAUUGUGUCCAUUGCUCCCGGCUGACUUUGGUCUUAUGCCCCCUGGGACAUUUGGUCUGUGA
Messenger RNA from Fusarium pseudograminearum CS3096, 2226 nucleotides. RefSeq lists its product as uncharacterized. The record is from RefSeq and is a predicted model, not a curated record. NCBI's taxonomy places the organism in Eukaryota, Fungi, Ascomycota, Sordariomycetes, Hypocreales, Nectriaceae. Gene Ontology annotation, biological process: DNA-templated transcription; regulation of DNA-templated transcription. The transcript has 7 exons. Bases 1 to 2226 code for a protein of 741 amino acids. Gene Ontology annotation, molecular function: zinc ion binding; DNA binding; DNA-binding transcription factor activity, RNA polymerase II-specific.